This is a messenger RNA of Paramisgurnus dabryanus, 2297 nucleotides long. RefSeq names its product RP2 activator of ARL3 GTPase (gene rp2). Lineage: Eukaryota; Metazoa; Chordata; Actinopteri; Cypriniformes; Cobitidae. Gene Ontology annotation, biological process: post-Golgi vesicle-mediated transport. Gene Ontology annotation, molecular function: GTPase activator activity. The record is from RefSeq and is a predicted model, not a curated record. Gene Ontology annotation, cellular component: periciliary membrane compartment; cilium.
GUAACGAGGUCCGCCAAACUGAUUGGCUCUCGGGUCAAGGAAACGGGAAGCACGCAGGUUGUGUGUGAGUGAUUGAGUAAUUUAUGGGGAGGGUUUGAGAGAUCUGCUGCUGUUGCGGACCGAGACUAUUUCAGAAACGCGUGGCAUUUACGACAGGAGGGGCGCGCUGACAAAUCGCUCAGUAUACGAACAGAUUUUUAAAGACCAGCCCGUUUGUCUUCAUAAAUGGGGUGCUUCUUUUCCAAAAAAUCGAGGAGAAAAUCUCCUAAAAAAAAGGACGCCGCUGGGGACGAGAGCGCUGCGGGUAGUGACCUCCCCGAAACUAACAACGGCAGCAACAGCAACAACCAGGAGGCUCCGAAGCAAUACAGUUGGGACAAACGAGAGAAGGUUGAUCCCAAAGACUUCAUGCUGACAGGCCUCAAGAAUGAAACCGUUGGCCGGUUGCCAGGCACACUCAAUGGCCAGCAGUUUGUCAUUCAGGAGUGUGAGAACUGCAACAUCUACGUAUUGGACCAUUCAGCGACUAUAACCAUCGACGACUGUGUGAACUGCCGCAUAGUGUUGGGUCCAAUCAAAGGCAGUGUAUUCUUCAGAGACUGUAAAGAUAUCAAAUGCGUAGUGGCCUGCCAACAGUUCCGCACCAGAGACUGCAAGAAAAUGGACGUCUUUUUGUCCUGCGCCACCCAGCCAAUUAUCGAGUCUUCUACGGGCAUGAAGUUUGGCUGUUUUCAGUACUACUACCCUGAUUUGGCUUUCCACUUUAAAGAUGCAGGCCUUAGCAUUUUCAAUAACAACUGGAGCAAUAUUCAUGACUUCACACCUGUGUCUGGAGAGACCAAUUGGAGUCUACUACCCGAAGAGACUGUUGUCCUGGAUCACGUGCCAUUACCGGAUUCUGAGUCGGAGUUUAAAUCCGUGAGAAUUUCGACCGAGGCAAGCCGGAGCAUAGUUCCCCUGACCAAAGGAGGGCGGCGCAAGGAGAGUGAAGAGUCCUGUCUGUUUGUUUUCUUCGCUGGAGACUACACCACUGCUAAUGCCCGCAAGCUUAUUGAUGAGGCAUCUUCCAAAGGCUUUGUCCUCAUCCAGACCAAAGAGGUUUCCAUGCGUCCUGAAGAUGUGAACAGAGUGUUCCAGGAUAACGCCGAAAGCCUCACCGAGUGUAUCACCAAAGGUCCAGUGAUAGCCCUUGAACUGAAUGGAGACGGUGUAGUGGAGGCAUGCCGAGCCAUUGCUGACGAAUUGUUCAAUGGGACAAAGGUGUUUGUUUCUGAGAGCAAAAACACGUCCUCGCGAGACGUUGACAACUUUUUCAACUUUGCUGACAUGCAGAUGGGACUAUGAAACUGAUGCAGAGAGUCAUCCCACCAUGAUGUGGGUUUAUAUUUGUGUAUAUUUUGUAAUUUUACUGUUGUGACUGUUGAUAACUUUGGGUGAUGGCAUAACAUUGAUGCCAAGCCAUAGGUCUUAAUGGGUAUUUUAUGUAUUUUUAUGUAUGACCUGGCAAUUUUUUUUUUUUUUUUGAUGUCACAAUGGUAUAAUGGCAUGUAGUCAAUAAGGUCAUCUGAAUCAAUCCAAGAAGGCAAAUGCCUUUAGAUAUAAAAUAAACACAGAAAGAACUGGAAUGUUAGACUCUAAUCAAACAUUGGCUGGACAUUUUUUUUCCAUCUAUGCUGAAAAUCGUACAUUUGAUUAUAUAGAUAUUUAUUUAAUUGUUUUUAAUGAAUGUAUAGAAAAUGGUGUUUUAUGCAGAUUUGUCUGUAUUCGUGUAUCUAUGGCAUAUUUGUAUAUAAGAUAGUGUAUGCUGGAUAGCUGUAAAAAUGUGUACUUGUUAAAAUAUGUGUCAAGUAUAUGUCAGAAAACAAUAAUUGUGCUGAAUCAUUUCUAAUUGAUGUGCUAGGUCACACAUAGUCAUGUCUUCAAUUUUUUGUUAUAUCAGCAUGACUUUUGACCAAUCUUUUAUGUUGAAAAUAUAUUGUAUAUGCUUUUCAGUAUUUUUUGUUAUUUUAUAAACAAAUAUUUGUCCUCCAUAUGUGUUUUUAGGUAACACUGUUCUGAAAAGAAUGUAAACAUUUGUAGCCAAUACAUUUAUCAAAUUUAAUUGAAGAUACUACUAAAAGGAGCUUUAGUUUCUCCUUUAAACUUCUCUUUUUGGUGAAAAUGUUUAAGAUCAACACUUUGCUGUGACCAAAAAUAUAUAUUUGUACAUUUGAGAUCAACUUGUACUUUAUAAUUUGUAGACAAUUUUGUAGACUUGAAUACAAGCUGUGAUUUGUCAAUACAUUUUUUGUUGAAAA